GGCUCACUGUGGUGGCCCUUAACAACAACAACAACGCCACCGCUGCUACUCCAGGAGACAGGAGUCACUUACCUUCAUUACUUCAUUUAUUUAUCCCUCAUUAAUGAAGUAAAUGAAUUGGUACAGAUGGGUGAGAAAAUAAGGAGAGGUCAGUUGAGCUUCUGGGUAUCAUUGAGAGAUGUCAGUGACACUGAAGCUUCUAAAUUGCACAGGAACUCCUCUGCCUUGGAGUCUCUUCCAUAUUUCUGUACAACAGCAAAUCUACCAAGUGCUGUGGUCUACUUAUCACAGGAACUACAGGGAAUGGGUCUUGGUUGUCCACUUAUUGAAACAGGAAGCCAAAGAGUUAAUUUGGUGGCUCUUAUUAAUACCUGUUGGGAGGUGACGCAGUUGUAUCGUGCUUCUGCUCGAGACAGUAACAACCUUCUUGACCAGAGGAGAAGAGAUAUUGCUGAUCUUAACCACUGCCAGAGCAAUAUAAAAGAUCUGCGAGGAAAUGUGGAGGAAAAAGAGCGGCUGGUGUGUGAUGCUCAGGAGAAGGAACGACAAGCAGUUUCUGUUAGUAAAGCUUUGGCUUCCAAACUCAAGGCUGAGAAAGAGGAGGUACGGAAAUUAAGUAGUGUUCUGCAGCAGCGAGAAGUUCACCAUCAACAUGAACUUCGGAAGAAAGAGAUUGAGAAUAACAGACUUACUGAGCGUCUCCAUCGAUUAAUUUCUGGAGAUCGCUCAUCAGAGUUACGACCUCCCAGCAUGACAGUCUCCAGUACACUAGCAAGAACCAACCGCUCAAGAGCUAAGUGGAAAACAGAAGCUUCAAAUGCUCGACGAACCCUGGCCUCCCGUGGCAAGAAUGAAAACAAAUUGCCCACAGAAGGAGACAUGAAUUCUUCCAUGACAUCAUCCAUAUUGAGUACAGAUAGUCUGGAUGAUCCUGUAUAUAAGCUAGAGUUCCAUGCGUUUCGUGAUCAAGUGCAGCAGACCUUCGAUGUCCAUAUGAAGACAAUUAUGCAGAUUUUUGAAGAAAAAUGUAAAAAAGGUAGCAAGGAUGUUGAAGAGCAUCUGAAGAAAGAAAUUAGUGAAUUGGAAAAGCAACUGACCAUCACCAAAGAUGAGUUAUCUUACUACCAUCUUUUGCUCAGCAAAGACGAGGGUGCUGCAGCAAAAGAAAAAGACUUGUCAUUUCUAGAGGAUGCCAAGUAUGUAGAGGAAAGAGCAACUUUGGAGAAAGAUAGGCAGGAGCUAGCAAAAGAAAAGAAAUUGCUGCACCAGGAGCGUGACAAAUUCACAGAGGCUGCCAUCAGACUUAACAGAGAAAGAGCAGCAUUUGAAGUUGAGAAGGUUGAGCUGCUGAGGCAACAAUUUCUCCAGGAGUUGCCACCAACACUUACCGACAUGUGUGCUGAUGCAACAACAAGUGGUCAUGAAAGUGGUGGUAGCUUAUCAAGUGGAAGUAUUGGUGAUUUAUUAGACUCCCCUCAGCGAAAAGUGGCUGUGCCAAACAUUACCCCUCCAAGAGGAAAUGUCACAUUCAUUCAGAGUUCACCUGUUGUUUUGGGUCCGACUAGACUCCCAAAGCAGCAGCAACCUGAUGAUUGCUCUAAUGCCCAAAAUCGAAAGGCAUCUUCUGUCUUCCGUAUGAAAUCUGCCCCAACAAGUAGAGCACCCUCUGUCCCACGACACAAAGAAGUAGAAACACAAGCUUUAGGUUAUAGUGUGUCCAGUGGUGUCUGUCCUUCCAGCGUUCGUCCACACACCUUGGAAAGAGCAAAGCGGCGAUCACUCUCAGGGACAUCUACUCCGCUUUAUAGAAGUCAGAGCCGAGGUGAUUUGACAAAGGAUUGCUGUCAGGAAAUCAGUAGGCAUGGGAUAUUUUUAUUACCUUCACAAAGAGAAGGAGAAGCCUUACUAUGCAAAAGGAAAUCAAACUUUCGAGAUCAUAAACAUUCACACAUUGCCAACAAAGAAGGCUUGAAUACUUUAUCUGCAAGUUAUCAAAAAGACACACUGCACCAUGGUGUGGGUUCAAAGCCAUCCAGAUCUACCAGGAAAUUAAACAUGCCUCUUUACAGGAAUGAUGGUAAAUAUUUCCAAGAAGAUCAAUAUGAUGAUGAUGAUCAUGAUCAUGAUGUUAAUGACUAUAUGGUGGCUCAAGCAGAAAGUGCUAACACCUCACUAAACACCUUCGAAACAGAGCUUAUUAGUUUAAUGAACCAAAUCACUCAACAACAAGAGGAACAGAGCACAAAGUCACACAUUGACUGUCCUCCAUCUUACGAACAGGUUACACAACCAAAGGCACUUCCAAGAAAUAGUCUCUCGCUCCACAGCAGUGCACCAGGGAGUUUGUGUGGAAGUAGGAGAUCUAGCCGAGAUGUUAGUGCCCCAAGGGAGUAUUUGAAAGGAAUAUACAGACAGAAAACUAAGAAAUGAAAAGAAUCAAAAUUAAAAUAGAUCUAUGGUGAAAUUGAUGAAGCGUAUUCAAAAAAUCAAUGCAAGUUAGAUUUAAAUGUCUUGUAUCUCGAGUUGAUAAUUAUCAGACGUGCAUAUAUAUAUACAGUAUAUGCCCAUUGCACAAUAGAUAAGUGUAUAGUAAUAGUCUCCAUAAGCUUUAUCAUAUUUUGGAACAUUUUCUUACAGAAGAAGAAUGCUUAAUAUUUACUUGUCUUAGAGAUUGCCUUGCAAGUUCCAUUUUAAAAUAUUUAUGUUAGUACUCAGUAUUACAUUCAAGUCAUUAGUAUAUUUCACAGUUUGUUUCUUUUACAUUUAUAUUCAUAUGUCAUGCUUUUUAGUCACUUGUGUACUUGCCUUAUAAUAAUGAUUUUUCUUUUACCAGAUAUUCUAAGUAUAAACUCAUUGUUUCAAUAGCUGUGAAAAUCAGUCUGAAUAUUGCAAAAUUUAUAUAUUUCAUUAAUGUUAAAUAAUGUGAUCUAAACAAAUUUAGGCUGACCAGAGAGGGUGGGUAGGGUUAAGCUAUGUAAUUUGUAUUCCAUUAAUUUAAAAAAGGUUAAAUGAGGAUGCUGUUACUUUUGGUGCAAAAAUUAAAAUUUAUAUGCCCUAUUAAUUUACAGAUAUUUAUCUAUAAAUGCAAAGAGAAAGUUUUAGAAGAAGAUGUAUUUUUAGUUGAGUUUGACUUGUUUAACCAAAUCUUAUUAUAAAGCAUGCCAUAAAAUAUGCUCUACUGUGUAUAGUAUACAUAUACAUGUACUAUAUUUACAGUAUAUGGUGUACAUAUUUUGUAUUAUGAUUUCAUAAUUUUAUAGAUUCUCAUUUUUUACAUAGUAGAUUGCUGUGUAGAAUUGUCCACCACUAGAUCUAGGCUUUGUGUGAGACAACAGAACUAUUCUUGUAGUUGUAUUAAGACUUCAACAUGCAUGAUUUGCAAUGUUUGGCUUCCAACACCAUGCAAGCUCUCUUUCUGUUUUAUAUAUUGCUUCAGUCAGGGACAGAUCUACUGUGAAAUUAAUGAAGCUUAAGCUUCAGGGCCCCUAAUCCUAGAGGGCCCCCAGAAGCAACUUUAGUCCACAUUGCUUAAAAAUUUUGGGUCUUCUGUAUGAGAAGAGGUUGUAAAGGGGCCCCAUAACAAUUCAAGCUUCAGGGCCCUCAAAAUGUAGGUCUGCCACUAGCUUCACUUGUUGAACUCUAGUGAGAACAAACUGAGGUUGUGGUAUGCACUAUAUUUGUAGUACAUUAAAGUCCAGCUAAUUCUGGAGAAAAAAAAUUCAUUA
Molecule: messenger RNA, 3725 nt
Organism: Cherax quadricarinatus
Lineage: Eukaryota; Metazoa; Arthropoda; Malacostraca; Decapoda; Parastacidae
Source: RefSeq, a predicted model, not a curated record